Molecule: messenger RNA, 656 nt
Organism: Paramecium octaurelia
Lineage: Eukaryota; Ciliophora; Oligohymenophorea; Peniculida; Parameciidae
Source: the annotation of a GenBank genome assembly
AUGAAGAUAUUUGAUUCUUAAUUUUAAGUCUAUCUUCAAUACUUGCAUCAAUAGCCAGAUGAGUUGAAAUAUCGCUAUAUCAAGGGGCGUGUGAUGUUGAAGCAAAAGUAAUGAUGAAAGUUUAGUAGUAAGAACAAUACUUAAAAAUUAGGCUAAAAAAUAGUUGCAGAUAUCAAAGGCUAGGGAAACUGAAUAUGGACUAAUUUCAACUUGUUAAAAAACACAGAAUAGUCAAACAUAAGUCAAGGUAAAAUAUAUAUAUUUUAAGGUGGAGACUCGAGAAAAAAUCAGGAAAGUGGAGUUUAAAAUUAUUUGAUUAAAAAAUAUAAAGGAAAAAUAUUAUGUUCAUAUAGAAAUGUGCAUUUUUCAUUUCUUUUUAAGAAUUAGUAGUCAAUCAUUGAAUAUUUGAAAAAUCCUCAACAAAAUGAAAUUAUGCUGCCGAAUACCUGCUUUCAAUUCCAUAUUUGUAAUUUCAUAUUUUCAUUCUAGAAAAUCUCAUAAAUUUAGGAAGUUUCAAAUCACAUGAAAAAUUGGGUGGUUCUGUUGUUAUUAUGGUUAGCCUUGAUUAAAGGAAAUAUUCGAAUGUAUUGUAAACAAAAUCCCAUAAGAUACUUUCAGAAAGUAUAAGUGCAGAUGUCUAACAUCAAACAGGAUGA